Scheffersomyces coipomensis is the source of this 797-nucleotide messenger RNA. Its product is annotated as 5-formyltetrahydrofolate cyclo-ligase. The coding region runs from base 119 to 757 and encodes 212 amino acids. Gene Ontology annotation, cellular component: mitochondrion. The record is from RefSeq and is a predicted model, not a curated record. Gene Ontology annotation, biological process: folic acid-containing compound biosynthetic process; tetrahydrofolate interconversion. The transcript has a single exon. Lineage: Eukaryota; Fungi; Ascomycota; Pichiomycetes; Serinales; Debaryomycetaceae. Gene Ontology annotation, molecular function: 5-formyltetrahydrofolate cyclo-ligase activity.
ACUCGCCCAAUUAGGGAAGUCUAUUUACAAAAAUGACUUGUUUAAAAGUCACAUCAUGAAUUAUACCAGUGAUUCUAUAAACUAAACCAUUUACAAAGGAAUCAACCUUGACUUUACAAUGACUAUAUUCGCCAUCAAAGAAUCCAAGAGUCAUCUACGGAAACAUAUAAAGAAAUCAUUAAAACUAAUAUCGCAAGAAUCAUUAAUCCAACAAUCUCAUGAUAUUCAUAAACUCAUCUUAGAUCAUCCUCAAUUCAAACAAGCAACGAAAAUAGCAUUAUAUAUGAACAUGCCAGAUCUGGAAGUGAAGACUUUAGAUAUCAUUAAAUCAUGUUUCGAAAUGGGGAAGAGUGUCUAUUUGCCGAAAUGUAAUUAUCAUAAAACUUUAAUUCGAAAACAUAAUCAUUUAACCAUGUUGAAAUUAUCAAGUUUUGAAGAUGUAUUGGAGUUGAAACCUCAUGGGAAGUAUAAACUAUUGGAACCAACAGAGGGUGAUGAUGUGUUUCAUGAUUCUGCAGGCUUGGAUAUGAUCAUUGUCCCCGCUGUGGCAUUCACCACAUUAAAACAAAGAAUGGGUCAUGGUGCAGGGUAUUACGAUGAAUAUAUAUCAUCUCAUGUUAAGCAUUUCGGAAAGAAACCUUAUUUAUUGGGUAUUGGACUUCAAGAACAACUUGUCGAUCAUCUACAUACUGAAGAACAUGAUUGGAGUUUAGAUAGUAUCAUUAUAGGUGGUGAAGAUCAUCGUAUUAUUUAUUAGAUUAGAGUCACCUUUGACCGUAUAUAUAUAUGUGUAUAAA